AUGGCGGUCCGCUGCCAGUUUGAGAACUCGUCCGAGGUGGGCGUCUUUGCCCGCCUCACCAACUCUUACUGCUUGGUCACGAUCGGUGGCUCGACCAACUUUUAUUCUUCCUUUGAGACGGAGCUCGGUGACCUGAUCCCCGUCGUGCACUGCUCGAUUGCCGGCACGCGCCUUGUCGGCCGCCUGACGGUCGGCAACCGCCACGGCCUGCUCGUGCCGAUGACGACUACAGACCAGGAGCUCCAGCACCUGCGGAAUAGUCUGCCCGACUCGGUCGCGAUCCAGCGUGUGGAAGAGCGGCUAAGCGCGCUCGGCAAUGUGAUUGCGUGUAAUGAUUAUGUUGCGAUUGUGCACCCCGACCUCGACCGCGAGACGGAGGAGAUUAUUGCCGAUGUGCUCAAGGUCGAAGUCUUCCGGCAAACGGUCGGCGACAAUGUGCUCGUCGGCUCCUACGCGACGCUCUCUAACCAGGGCGCGCUCGUGCACCCCAAAACUUCGCUGCAGGACCAGGACGAACUUUCGUCGCUGCUCCAGGUCCCGCUGGUCGCCGGAACCGUGAACCGCGGUUCGGACCUGAUCGGGGCGGGGCUGCUCGUCAACGACUGGGCCGCUUUUGUCGGGAUGGAUACCACGGCUACCGAGAUCUCUGUGAUCGAGUCCACCUUCCGGUUGCAAGGCCAGGAGGCGGGCGCGGUGGUCAACGAGCUGCGUGAUGCUUUGGUCGAUUCGUACGCGUAA
Molecule: messenger RNA, 738 nt
Organism: Malassezia japonica
Lineage: Eukaryota; Fungi; Basidiomycota; Malasseziomycetes; Malasseziales; Malasseziaceae
Gene: TIF6
Product: Eukaryotic translation initiation factor 6
Exons: 2
Coding region: 1-738 (245 amino acids)
Biological process (GO): ribosomal subunit export from nucleus; maturation of LSU-rRNA; cytosolic ribosome assembly
Cellular component (GO): cytosol; preribosome, large subunit precursor; nucleolus
Molecular function (GO): ribosomal large subunit binding
Source: RefSeq, a predicted model, not a curated record